Diabrotica balteata is the source of this 1755-nucleotide messenger RNA. The record is from the annotation of a GenBank genome assembly. Lineage: Eukaryota; Metazoa; Arthropoda; Insecta; Coleoptera; Chrysomelidae.
CCUACCUAUUCAUAAAAAUGCACAAGUCAUUGAUUGAUGUAAAAAAUAUAGUAAAAAUAGAAUACCUGCGAAAAAUCAUUGACUUACAAAUCUCGUGAUUUUUCUAUUUUUAAAUAAUUUCAUGUGAUUGUGACUCACACAUUUACUUUACGGAAAAUGUUUGUUUUUAUCAAUAGAGUCUAAGUAAUGGAAGUAAUAAUUGCUAUGGGACAUUUUUGUGAUACUCAUGGACCCUGUGUAAUUUUGUGUACUGAAGCAUUUGACAAAAUUCCUGAAAAACCGUCUUCUCUUAAAGUUCCCAUUUGUUCAGCUUGUGAAUCGAUAAAACUUGAUACAGUGUAUGCCUGUGAAGACGAAAGAAAGCAAUAUAUUACCUCAAGAACAUCAUUUGAUUCCAAAACAGCACAUUUAUUAAAAGAUGCAAUUUUAAGAAGUCUUAGUAUUGAAAUGGUUUUGCAAGAUGGAAAAACUUCGGGGACAAUGUAUUUUGGAGAUAACAAUCGAGGUCAUAUCAUUGCACAUGUUUUUAGCGUAAAGGAUUCAUUUUCAAGGGGCUUUAAGAGAAAAUAUUGUAUAAUUGUCCUUGGGAAACAACAGAUAUCUUUGCUCAGUCACUAUGAUUUCAUAGAAAAUAACUUGAAGAAGAUCAGUGAAGGCAUACAGCAAAAAGCAGACAAACUGAAUACAACUGAAAGAUCUUCCACCAAUGAUAUGGAGAAAGUUCUAAGAUCUCUUCCAGAGCUAAUUGGUGAAUCUGCUAUAUAUGGACAGCUCCAUAUGUGGUUUGUGUUUUUAUUAAGGUCAAAAAUAUUCCAAAGGGUACCUCAUAACAUUCCAGCCUGUCCAGUAGAUUGUUCCUCCAUAGAAAAAUUAAGAUAUAUAAAAUUAGAAAUGUCAGAUGCUGUAUAUGAUACAAUUGCUUAUUGUGUAUUAACUGGAAUUCACAUUGAAGAAGUAGAUACAAGUAUUAUAAAAUACUUUCAGGAAUUGUUACCCAAAGGAUUUAAACUGCCAAAUAAAGGACAGUUGUGUACUAUAUCCAAAGUCAAAGAUACAUGGAAUGUUAAAUUCCAAGGUAGUCUACCUCUAGUUCUGCCUAGACUUCACACAUGUAUAAAAGAAGCAUUGGAAGAUACAAGUUUAUCUAAUUCAGCGCUGUACCAUCAGACUAAAAGCCUUAUCAUGCAUUGGUACAGCAUUUCAUGUGUUCUUAGUUGGUCUAAGAAGCAUUGUGAUAAUCUCAUGAGGACUUUGGAAGUUCAUAAGUGUGAUAUGCCAUUGUUAUCUUAUUGGAUACCUCAAAGCGGUGCUUGUGUAGAACUAUGUAAAACUGAUUAUUUUAAAUAUACAAAAAUGUCGUGACAGUACUGUAUACCUCAAUUAUGAGAGGGCAUUAUUUAUCAGUAUUGUAAUCAUGCAGUUUGUGAUCUACAAGUAGCUAUGAUCUAAUAUUGUUGUUUAUAUUAACACAUAAACAAUUUUUCCCUGACAUUUCAUUUUAUUAUCAAAGACAAUUGUCUUUCUGACUUUGGCUGAUUGCAAACUGAGCAUACUAAACAAAAGGUCUGAAUAAAAUAAUUCCACACUAAAGCAUAUUAAACGCAGUGUGGAAAUAUUACUAUUAUUAUACUACUAUCAAUGUAUCUUUACAAAACUCGGCUGUGAAAGCUUCUAUUUCUUGAUAGAAAAAUAAAGUAUUUAAUAAUUAAAUGUUGGAAAAAACUUUCGCCAAUAUGUAUCAGUUUUCAUUUUGGU